AGAAUAGCGACACACACACUAGAGAUUCCACACUGCAAGCAUGGCUGGCGACAGUGAAACACAUCUUAAGGACAGAGCGGAAAACGGCCAUGCCGUCCGACAGCCUUUCCUCAUCGGUGUGUCCGGAGGCACCGCCAGUGGGAAGUCUUCAGUAUGUGAGAAGAUCAUGGAGCUGCUGGGCCAGAACAAGAUUGACCGGCAUCAGCGUCAGGUGGUGAUUCUCAGUCAGGACAGCUUUUACAGGGAGCUCACGCCUGAACAGAAGGCCAAAGCAGUCAAGGGCCAGUUCAACUUUGAUCAUCCAGAUGCUUUCGACGGUGAGCUGAUCAUGCAGACUCUGCGUGACAUCAUUCAGGGGAAAACCGUGCACAUCCCAGUGUAUGACUUUGUUACCCAUUCCAGGAAGGAUGAGUUUGUGACGUUGUAUCCAGCAGAUGUGGUUCUGUUUGAGGGGAUUCUCAUGUUCUACUCGCAGGAGAUUCGGGAUCUGUUUAAGAUGAAGCUGUUUGUGGACACAGACCCGGACACGCGCCUCUCACGGAGAGUGUUACGGGACAUCAGUGAGAGAGGGCGAGAGUUGGAGCAGGUUCUGAACCAGUACAUCACCUUUGUGAAGCCAGCCUUCGAGGAGUUCUGCCUUCCUACUAAAAAGUAUGCAGAUGUCAUCAUCCCACGAGGCGCAGACAAUCUUGUGGCUAUUAAUCUGAUCGUGCAGCAUAUUCAGGACAUCCUGAACGGAGGUUUCACCAAACGGCAGAACGGUUUCCAGAACGGCCACGGGACGCCCAGACAAAGACGGACAUCCGAGUCCAGCAGACCUCACUGAUACCACUGCAGCCUUCCCUCCAUUGAGGAGAGGGCAGAACUCAAUAAUACCAGCAGAGCAUCCCGUUUAUCCUGUGAGAAUGAGGGGAUGCUGGAGCUGACUUGCCUUUGUUAUUGUUAGCAUUAUUUUGCAUUUGAAAUGUUGUUGUGGAUGAUUGUUUGCUUUUACAGUUUUUUCCCGAGGGUUUUGAUGGUGCUGUAUGUUUAUUGGAAGGUUUUGAUUGAUUGAUUCGACCUGCGCUGUCAGCUUUCUCAUCUACUCCGAAAAUAAAUGAAUUGUGGAAAGUCUGACUGGAUGCAGAGUAAAGGUGAUCACAGUGCUGUCAGCACACUUACUUGAAGUCAGAGCUCAGGUCGGGUGGAUUAUUUCAUCCACAAAGUAGAUAUAAACCCUAGUUACCUCAUAUUUGAGGCCUGUUUUGAGUGUGUGUGUGAGUGUAAGAGAGAGUGAAUCAUGUAAUUUCAAGAUGACAAUAUGGUACACCACAUUUUUAUAUUGUCACGUAUUUUACUUUUUUUUUGGGAGUAGAUUUCUAGUGAAAUCUCAUUUAUUUGUUAUUACAAUUGUAGUGUUUUGUACGUAUGACGUGACAUCAUUUUGUGUACUAUAUUUACAGGGUUUUUUGACCACACUAUCACAAUAGUGACGUAUAGUUUUAGCCAGAUAGUAUAAACCACAAUUAUUCUGAAAUCAGGGAUUAUGGUCAAAUAUGUUGCUUAUUUUAAAACACAAAAUACCUCAACAGCAUUUAUCAUUAACUUCAAGUCAAGUACUUGAAAUGAACUCCGUUCAGUAACCCAGGGCACUACUCUAAAAAGCCUGUUUACUUUUGCCCCCUGACGACUCUGGCGGGUAUUUUUAUGUAAAAUUCUCCCUCGGAUGGUUUUCUUAACGUAUGAUCCAUUGCGUAGUGGUGAAAUAAAAUAAAUUCAUAAAAACUAUAAA
Molecule: messenger RNA, 1771 nt
Organism: Danio aesculapii
Lineage: Eukaryota; Metazoa; Chordata; Actinopteri; Cypriniformes; Danionidae
Gene: uck2b
Product: uridine-cytidine kinase 2b
Exons: 7
Coding region: 41-826 (261 amino acids)
Cellular component (GO): cytoplasm; cytosol
Molecular function (GO): kinase activity; ATP binding
Source: RefSeq, a predicted model, not a curated record